Messenger RNA from Bursaphelenchus xylophilus (pine wood nematode), 615 nucleotides. NCBI's taxonomy places the organism in Eukaryota, Metazoa, Nematoda, Chromadorea, Rhabditida, Aphelenchoididae. The record is from the annotation of a GenBank genome assembly.
AUGGGUGAUAGUUGUAUUCCAAAGCCCGUGAUAGCCAACAUCAAGAAGUUUGCGCAAUCCCUGAAUGAAUUAGAAAAAAGUAUCGCAAAGUUAAUCAAAAUUACCCGUGAACAAAAAGAAAAGGUAUGGGGAAUAAACUGAAGUAUUAUUAUUUGGUUUUCAGAUGACACAUCUAGAGAAAGCCAAGCUUGAUCUCACAAUUGUUUCCUUAGUGAACAGCCUUUACUUCUUGCAUUCUACAACUUUGGGUAAAAACCCACAAGAUGAAGAUGCUGUUGGUGUCGAGUUUGUAAGUUUUUUCCUGUGUGAUAUUCCAGUAUUCUUACUUUAGAGACGAUGGAAAGAAGUGAAAGACCGAUUGCAACAAUUAGAAGAUGCGCAUCUGCGACCUCAGAUUGACAAAAGCGCGGCAAAGUCUUUUGUUAGGAAUGCUCUGUUUGAUGUUGAUGAUUAUAAUAGACUGGUAAGUGGAGCAAAUUUAACGCACCUAUAUCUUUGUUGUUACAGAAGGAUAAGUUAAACGAUGCUGGGGUUGAUUUUGGAGAGGAGGAUCCAGAGUAUGAAGAAGACGAAGAAGAAUACGAUGCGAUGGGACGGCCGGAUGAUGAUUAUUAA